Molecule: messenger RNA, 246 nt
Organism: Marasmius oreades (fairy-ring Marasmius)
Lineage: Eukaryota; Fungi; Basidiomycota; Agaricomycetes; Agaricales; Marasmiaceae
Exons: 3
Coding region: 1-246 (81 amino acids)
Source: RefSeq, a predicted model, not a curated record
AUGACCAAGAGCAGCAGCAACUCUGGCUCAUACUCUUACACCGGUUCUGGCACCAACGACCAGGGCAAUCAUUACUGCUCCCGCGACUACGGUAAUGGAUCCAACUCUUAUCAUUACUCUAACACCGAUGGAAGCUACUAUUAUUCCAACCCCAACGGGUCCACUUAUUACAACACUGGCGACGGCCACUCCAACUACACCUCUCCCAGUGGCCAGAGCUACAGCUCCAGCGGUGGAAAGAAGUAG